UGGUAGUGCUGGCUCGGCGUUAUCCACUUCUCAGUGCCGUCUUUGAUGCGGGGGAACUGCAGUGGGGGAUAGGCGUCGACCUGGAAAGCUGGCGAUGAUGACAGAGACGGGUGUCAGGAUGCUCUGUACUAUACCGUUUAUGGGACUUUAGCUAGGACUAAUUAGCGGAGACGCUCAAAAAUUGUUAGGCCACAGGGAGGAGAGGAGACCUCCUCAGGCUCGUGAGUUGUGAACACCCGCCUCUAGCAGACUUGAGCGAGGAAUCCGAACCGUGCCCCACAUCAACACUCCAAGGUCCACCGUCUCUUCUCAAUGAACGCACGAGACGCAACAGAAGGCCUGCCGCCCCUGGGCUUCAUCUCGGUGGACGUGCACUUCCCGCGUCCGCCGGGUGACCCGUUUAACCCGCACUCAUGGCCCUUCCCGCUGAUCCACGAGCGCGCCGAGGGCUCGACCGAGUCGCAGAUCGUUACGGGCGGAAAGUACGAUGACGCCCUGAUCGACCGCUUCGUCGACGCUGGGAUGAGGUUAGCCGAGAGGGGUUGCGUGGGCAUCAUCACCAGCUGCGGGUUCGUGGUCGUGGCGCAGGAUGAAAUCUCCUCCCGGCUGCCCAUCCCUGUGUCGACAUCUUCCCUCCUCCAGCUCCCCUCGCUCCUUUCCCUCCUCCCACCCCACAAGACCAUUGGCAUCCUGACAUACGACUCCGCCCGCCUGGGGCCCCUACACCUCCAACAGCUAGGCAUCGACACGAAACGGCGCGAGAUUCCCAUCCGCGGGGCCCCCACCGAGGGACACCUCCGGACGAUGAUUCAGCGAGGCGGCGCCUACGUGCACGCGGACAUCGAGGCGGAGCUGGUGGAGAUGGCGACGGGGCUGGCCGGGGAGUACAAUGGCCGGGACGACGACGACGGUGGUGAUCCGCGGGGGCGGCGGCCCGAGAUUGCUGCGCUGCUGCUCGAGUGCACGCAGAUGCCGCCGUUUGCCGAGGCUAUCCAGAGGGCGACGGGGUUGCCCGUGUACGAUGUGUACACCAUGGGUAUGUGGUUCUACUCCGGGCUGGUGAGCAGGACGCCGCAGAGGUGGAGACUGGAGAGCUCGUGAGAUGGG
Phialemonium atrogriseum is the source of this 1107-nucleotide messenger RNA. RefSeq lists its product as uncharacterized. The record is from RefSeq and is a predicted model, not a curated record. The transcript has 2 exons. Lineage: Eukaryota; Fungi; Ascomycota; Sordariomycetes; Cephalothecales; Cephalothecaceae. The coding region runs from base 313 to 1101 and encodes 262 amino acids.